Guillardia theta CCMP2712 is the source of this 1161-nucleotide messenger RNA. RefSeq lists its product as hypothetical. The record is from RefSeq and is a predicted model, not a curated record. NCBI's taxonomy places the organism in Eukaryota, Cryptophyceae, Pyrenomonadales, Geminigeraceae. Bases 1 to 1161 code for a protein of 386 amino acids. The transcript is spliced from 5 exons. Gene Ontology annotation, molecular function: calcium ion binding; protein binding.
AUGAGUGAAGUGAAUGUGAUGCAGGCGGAUGCUGAGAUCACCAUGAAUGCGAUCAAGAAGUGUUUCGAUGAACUUCAGAUCAACAUCCCUGAGGCUCUGGUGGAAGAGAAGUUCAAAUCACUGGAUGUGAACAAGAAUGGCGUGCUUGAUUACAAGGAGUUCAUGGCGAUCUAUCGCGAGGGAAAUCAUCUCGAACAUGCAGACAAGAUGCUGCUGGAACUCACAGUGGAGAAGAGACUUCAUCACCAGGCGAUGGAAGCGAUAGAUGAUUACCUCAAGCACCUCAAGUCGGGAGAUGACACGAGGACAUGGCUGGAAGAGCAGAUGAGCUUCCAUGACCUGGACUUGUUAGACGAAGGAGCGCACAAACUCUUGUGGACAGAAUCGAAGCUGGUGCAGGGGCAGAAGCUCCAUGCGAAGGUGAAGGAGAAGAUUGUAUCGGCAUGGAAGGGAGUGAAGGGACAGAUCUUCAUGCUGCGAUACGGUCACCUGAUGAACAAGCGCAAGUCAGACAAGUCAAAGAACGAGCCGUGUAUGAAGGGUUGGCUGUGCAUUACAGACGAAGAGGACGCGCGCCCCAACCACGUCCAGUGGACCUCGAGGUAUUUCGUGCUCAGGAAGAACCAGGACCUGCAGUGGUUCGUCGGAGAGAAAGAAUUCCUCAAAAGUAAUCGGUCGAUUGAUUUCCAACUCUUCCACGAGUUCCCCCAGCUCAAAGGCAAAGGGAACGUGUUUGCGCUCAGGAGCCUCCCACCGCACGCGCAGACGGAGUGGGAGGAAGGAGACAACCGGCACAAGUGGAUCUACUUUUCUGCUGGCACUUCACGGCUGCGGGAGAAAUGGACCAGCGCGAUCACUAAAGUACAGAAGUCAGGGGAGGGAGGAGUGAGGGCGCAGCUUGCUCUCAUGCAAGGAACAGUCCUCGACUUCCUCAUUGCUCACGGCGCCGACGUCAACGUGGAGGACGAGUUCGGUUGCACUGCUCUGCAUCUCGCAGCAGACGAAGGGUACGCCAAGGGGGUACAGGAGCUCCUCAAGAUCCCCACGCUGAAGCUGGAUGCUCUUUCGAGGCGAGGACUGACAGCAGAGGAGAGCGCGACACAGCACGGGAACCAAACGAUCGCUCAGAUGAUCCAUCACGCUGCUAAGAUGCGCCGGUAA